CAUGGUGAUGCACAACAAGGCGGCACCACCGCAGAUCCCGGACACCCAGUGGGAGCUGGCAGAGCUCGUGAAGCGGAAGCAGGAGUUGGCGGAAACACUGGCAAACUUGGAGAGACAGAUCUAUGCUUUUGAAGGAAGCUACCUGGAAGACACUCAGAUGUAUGGCAAUAUUAUUCGUGGCUGGGAUCGGUAUCUGACCAACCAAAAAAACUCCAAUAGCAAAAAUGAUAGAAGGAAUCGGAAGUUUAAGGAAGCUGAGCGGCUCUUCAGUAAAUCCUCAGUUACGUUGGCAUCUGCAGUAAGUGCAUUGGCAGGAGUUCAGGACCAGCUCAUUGAAAAGAGGGAGCCAGGAAGUGGGACAGAAAGUGAUACUUCUCCAGACUUCCACAAUCAGGAAAAUGAGCCCAGCCAUGAGGACCCUGAGGAUCUGGAUGGAUCUGUGCAGGGAGUGAAACCUCAGAAGGCUGCUUCUUCUCCUUCCUCGGGGAGUCAUCACAGCAGCCAUAAAAAACGGAAGAAUAAAAACCAGCACAGAAUUGAUCUGAAGUUAAACAAAAAACCACGAGCUGACUAUUAGAAGACUCGUUAGUGCAGAAGCCUCCAGGCUGUAGAGCUCUGCUUCCCUUCUCCGACCUCAUACAGAUAAAGAUAAACAUCCCUCACCUGAGUGCGUGGCCAUCCACCUCUGCUCUCCCAGACCCAGUGCCUGUGACUCUGAGUAGUUUGUUCUAAAUGUUGUGACAAACAAGUCAUUUCUGUAAGACAUCGGAUCAUUUGCUUUGUGUCAUUUUUAGUAACAGAGCUGCAAGAAGACCAAGACAUGGUUAUAAUCGCAGCAAGUUGUUAACUGUGCAUUUCUCCCUUCUUAGAAUGAACAUUUUUCCCCAAACUGGCUGCUGCCAGCCACAUCCGUGAUCCCUGUUGAGAAAUAUUCUCUGGUUUUCUUUUAUGCUAAGUAGAACACAAGUCACAAUGAUGUAGGCUGUAAAUAUCUGGCAUUCUCUUACUUUGUUGUGUUUUAUUUUCUGUUGUUAUUUUACCAUCUCAUUUUCUUUGGGGACUUUUUGUAAUGCCUUUGUACAGCUCAUACCUUCCUGCCAACAUAUCUGGUAAUCUAUUUCAUGCAGUUGCCAAUAUUCCAACUGAAAAUAAUGUGGCUUACCAUAGUAAAAUGGGAAACUUGGCUCUUUGUUUUCUUGCAGGAGGAAGGUAAAGCGUGUUUAUUUAAAAAUUACCUAUCUUAAAUCUUUGAGUUGAAAGCAGUUUCAUGUUCAAGGAACAGGAAAAGCGGAAAAACACAAGUUAAAAUCAGUUCUUUUAAAAUAGAUAUUUUUAUUCUUUUGUAUAAAUAAAAUUUCACAGGCUUUGACUUCUCAUGCUUUACUUUUAAACCUGA
This is a messenger RNA of Marmota monax (woodchuck), 1396 nucleotides long. Its product is annotated as chromatin modification-related protein MEAF6-like. The record is from RefSeq and is a predicted model, not a curated record. Lineage: Eukaryota; Metazoa; Chordata; Mammalia; Rodentia; Sciuridae. Gene Ontology annotation, cellular component: NuA4 histone acetyltransferase complex. The coding region runs from base 2 to 577 and encodes 191 amino acids. The transcript has a single exon.